AUGGUUGUCUUCCCGAACCUUCACGGCACCAUUUGUCAGUUGGCCUCACGAUUAGCAACUGAUCCCGAUGUUUACUUGCAACGCCUUCCAUACCAUUCUGUGAUCACAAAUUGCGGGGGACCAAAGAAGAUGGCUGACCUGCUCUUGGGAUGGGUUGACCCUCACAUUAAGACCCUUGAGGGUAGAUUGAUUCGAACAGAAGAUCUUCUCAUGGUUCAGGCCAAUCAGAACGGGCACUGGUGCCCGCACGGAGGGUACUUAGACAUUGUCACGGACUCAAGAAACCACGAAUACUGGCGUGCCUACCCGGGCCAAUCUACAUCUCCUCCGGAUCGUAUUAGAAUACACAAUCGGGCAAUCCUACGUGGAUCUCAAAACACACUGCAUUACUUCGUCAUUGCCCAAGGACAAGGAUAUCGAGCAGCAAAUUGGCUUAAGCUUUGGGAAAUACCAGAGGAGACAUCACCAUCAAAUACCUUGCGAGCAGUGGCUUUGAAUGUUCUAGAGAUGACGAUGUGUCGUGCCUUUGAAUCGCUUCCGGGGAAGACUUUAGAGAAAUACUUCGGGCCAAGAGAGGAUGGGAAGCCAUACACAAAUCUUGGGCUAAACAUAAUUCCUCCUGUUCUGCAGGGUCUUUCCUUGGUGCCUUCUGUACGGAAACUCUUUUCCCAAGACCUGGAGAUAUCUACGGACCCCGACAUCAAUAAAUGGCCGAGAUUUUGGUAUGAAUAUGGAAAACAAGCGGACAGAUCCAAAAUUCAUUUUCAGCGUCCGUUGAUGAAAUCCUCAGAGCUCCAUGAUCGCUUUCAAGAUGCCGUUCAGCAUCUUUCGUUGAAGAAGUCUUUCUGUGGCAGUGAGCCUCUACCACAUCCAAGUUCCAGCAAUGUUGAGCUUUUGCAACGGUUGAGAGAAGAUUUGGGGUCAACCAGCCUUCCCUGGGCUCUUCCGAACGGAAAUCUUGAAGCACUGGUGGGUUUUGUCCUUGAUGAUUUCUGGCAAGAAAAGCCGGACCACUUGAGUAACACAAAGAUAUCGAUUGCGAGCCAGCUUCAAGAUAGUGGAUGGAAUACCACAAAUUCUUUAAUUUGGGCUGCAAACCCUAUCUUGCGAGACUUGACGAAAAUGUCGCAGUCCUUCCGAUCGGUCCAAGAGAGUGAAAAGAAGACUUUUAUUCGGUUUAAUCAAUCGAUUCUCCAGCAUAGCGGAUUACGCGUGGUUCUCAUGUGUGGACAUGCAGUGCAGAACUUUGUUGUGCCCAUGAAACGGCAAGAGACAUGCCUUAAGCUAGACGCUGGGGAGUUUCCUGUAUUCCUUGAUUGCGACCGCGAGACAAUUCAGAGGGUCUACAUUUUGAUUCCUAAUCCAGCGGAUGCAUUUAUCUCUCAUGAAUGGCGCAAGACUCACAAGAUAUCGGAGAUACUUCACUUCACAUCAGCAAUCACCAAAACUCACGCAAUUCGCCCUUACGCCGGUGAUAGCUCAUGCGUUCUAACCAGCGCCAUACGGAAUAUCAUGGAUGAGCGCACAGGAGCCCAUGAAAGCCUGACACUCGAAAACCUUCAUCCUAUGACUCGACUGUGGCUUGCUCGUCGAGGAUUUGUUAAAGACAAAGAUAUCACUCUCCUACAGGAACUAGGAGGUGGAAGUCUUAGAAAUUCGGUUUUUGUCUUGCUGCAUGUAGCCCCGAGUCAUGUUCAAAAUGCCCCUACGACAGCCUCUAUGAGCUCGUUUCAUCGAUCAAGCGAUCGCCAUGUGCCAAAUUUUCAUAUUGACAAAGCGCAUCUCGAAGCCAUCGGUGAACUCUGUGAACAGCUGAGUAAGAGGCUGCCAGUUGAUCUUUACCACCCAGCCAUUGAUUCAAUCCAGGAGGCUAUAUCCAGGGAAUCGGCAUUGGAAUGCGACGUUGGGGAGGCUGAGGUUGCUGAAAGAGAAGAUUUAGAGGCCUCUGGGGCUUAUCUCGAUGACGAAGGCGUCUGUACAAUUGCCCCUGGGGAUCCUUUCGUAGUACGGGAAAAGGAAGUUCGCCGUGCACAUACUGAUGACCGAGACUUCACCAUUGGAGACAAAACUCGACAAGAUCUCUUGAAGGGCCGCAAAUACAAGGGCACUCGAAGGCAAAAUCACUUGAAUCUAACGAUACAUUCGAGCAUUAUGCUGACUAUUCCCGUCAAUAAUGCUCCAGAAGAAGUGAUUGUCAAAUUUGAAAUUAAGCCAAUUGGCCAAAGCCAUCCAAAUGUUUGGGCACAAGAGACAGGCGCGACCGAAAAUGGAUCACGGUUGGCUUUUUGUGUGACCUACAAACGAACUGACGUUGAGGUAUCACUUUAUGCCACCUCUGAUAAGCUCAGAGAUGCCUACAAGGCUAACUCGUUUUCCGGGGGCGAUGCGUGCGAUGUGACCUGA
Molecule: messenger RNA, 2403 nt
Organism: Penicillium brevicompactum
Lineage: Eukaryota; Fungi; Ascomycota; Eurotiomycetes; Eurotiales; Aspergillaceae
Exons: 3
Coding region: 1-2403 (800 amino acids)
Source: RefSeq, a predicted model, not a curated record